Molecule: messenger RNA, 1439 nt
Organism: Photinus pyralis (common eastern firefly)
Lineage: Eukaryota; Metazoa; Arthropoda; Insecta; Coleoptera; Lampyridae
Product: alpha-tocopherol transfer protein-like
Exons: 6
Coding region: 414-1286 (290 amino acids)
Cellular component (GO): membrane
Molecular function (GO): phosphatidylinositol bisphosphate binding
Source: RefSeq, a predicted model, not a curated record
UAUAAGGGAUAACCACAAAAAAAUUGAACCAUAAAAUAAUAUAUGGUUGAAGACGAGGAGUCACUAGGCUCAGAGGUGCAAAAGUUAUGCCUGGUGUAGUAGAAGUAGGUAAAACGAAAAGAAAUUGAAUCACAGUAUUUAGUACGAAGUGCGUACUGAUAAAAUUUAAAUCAACCUCAUACAUCCGGCAAAUGUUAAAAACAUACGUGUCAACAAUUGACAGCUGUGCCUUUUCGCAUGCGUAUCGUUUUGGAAAAUGUUUUAAGACCGAUGCAAAAUCACGACAUUAGUACUAUUUCGUUAUUUUUAAGUGAUAUAAUUACUGUGUAGUUUAAUUAAUUCCGGAGACUAUCGACUGCCGAUAAGAUUACCACGAGUUAACACGUUUACUAACAAUCGCAGUUAGCAAAAUUAUGUUUCCGACAUGUCUGACAAAGGAAAUCGAGAAGAAAGCCGAAAGGGAGCUGGGAGAAACCGCCGAAGUUAGGGAUUUGGAACUGAAACAGAUUAGGGAGUGGAUCACUCAGCAACCCUUUCUAAGCCAAACGCCAGGUGAUCUGUUACUUUUGAACUAUUUACGGGGAUGCAGGUUCGACCAAGCUAAAGCCCGGGAGAAACUAUCGCACUAUUUCACCAGAAGGGCGCAUGUGAGGGAUAUUUAUCUGAGCAGAGAUCCGGAGAAAGCAGAACUCGAUGAUGUCCUAUCGAGGGGAAUUAUUUCGCUCGCGAUGUCCGAGGACACAGAAAUGAUUAUACUGCGAUGGGAACACUGUGACGUAAAGAAGGUGCCUUUGUUAAACGUGCUGAAAUUGGGAUUUAUGCUUUUUGACGUAUUUGUUCACGAAAGUCCCACCUUUAUGGCGGUGGGGCACACCGUACUUAUAGACUGCCAAAAUCUACCCUUCGGGUACAUCAAGCAAUUCAGCCCCUCUCUACUUAAGGAAUUAGAGUAUAUUAUGUUUAAAGCCUAUCCUACAAGGAUUAAAGGAGUGCACAUUGUUAAUCCAGGCACGGUUAUGGGAAUCAUGGUUAGCAUGUUUAAGCCAUUUCUACCAGAAAAUAUUAAAUCACGGAUCAAAAUCUAUACAAACGGCGGCACGGGUGAUAUUUUAAAGCACAUCCCUUCGCACGUGCUACCCCAAGAGUACGGAGGAAGAGGGGAAUCGAUUGACACUCUAAAGGAAAGAACAAGGAAAAUACUGAAGGACAGACGAGCGUGGUUUGUUAAUGAAGACAACAGGAUCAUUAUUGACCAGGCUCUCAAAGGUAGAGACGUUUACGUGUAGAUUCAGUGAUCACCAAAUGAUUUCGUCAUGUAACACUUCAUCCAGUGUGGUUGCGUACAUAUUUGAUUAGACCAAGCCAAGUAGUUGUUAUCAUACGAUAUUGAUUCGGUGACACAUUUUGUUUUUGUUCGAAUAAAGGUCACUAGCGUGUUA